CUAAAUACAAAAAUACAGCAAAUUAAAGCACUUCUCCUUGUUCUAUAAAAAUAGUCCUUCAUAAUACAAACUUCUCUCUCAAAUCCUCUCUUUCCCUUUCACAAACUCUGUUUCUUUCUCUUUUUAACUGUUCAAAAUCUGCAAUGGAAUAUAGCAAGGAGAAAACUGGACCAUGGCUAUCAGUGCCACAAUUUGGAAACUGGGACCAAAAGGGUGCAUUCCCAGACUACUCUAUGGAUUUCUCUAAAAUAAGAGAGAAUAGGAAACAAAACAAGAAAGACUUGUCAAGAGCCAGUUUAGGUAAUGAGAAAGAGCUCAUUUUUAAUACCAAAAAGGAUGUAAAUUCAGGUUACUCUCCCCACAGUAAUGAUCACCAUUACCAUCAAAACCGCUGUCCCACUAGGAUGAGAAGGAUCUUCAACUAUUUCAACUGCUGUAGUGCAAAAGCUUGAAGUUCAAGGGAUUGAUUUCUUCCAACUUGUUUGUAAUGAUAAAUAUAGAAAUUUUAUUUCUCCUAUGUGUUUUGAGGGACUCUUCCAAGAAAUAGGAAAAUAAUUUUGUGGAUUUUGAGAUUGUGGUGAUCAACAAAAUGUUCCUAUGGUAGAGCAAUGAAGUAGUUAAGGAAAAUAUUUGUUCUAGCUAGUAUGACUUUCUGUAAAGGGAAAUAUUCUCAAAUCAUCCAACUUUACUUUUAGCUAGAUUGUGGUUAUUUACUGUUAACAAUCUUGAUAAGUGUUUUCCAUAAUCCAACAAAGUUUCUUUUGUAA
Messenger RNA from Nicotiana tabacum (common tobacco), 767 nucleotides. RefSeq lists its product as uncharacterized. NCBI's taxonomy places the organism in Eukaryota, Viridiplantae, Streptophyta, Magnoliopsida, Solanales, Solanaceae. The record is from RefSeq and is a predicted model, not a curated record.